Echinostoma caproni is the source of this 2694-nucleotide messenger RNA. The record is from the annotation of a GenBank genome assembly. NCBI's taxonomy places the organism in Eukaryota, Metazoa, Platyhelminthes, Trematoda, Plagiorchiida, Echinostomatidae.
AUGGAAGACACUGACGGUGAUGGGAUUCCAGAUUACCUGGAAGAUGAGGAUGGUGAUGGGAUUCCAGACUAUCUAGACGAGGAUGCCACCAGUCAGUUCUCUGCUAAAAAGGUCCGCAAACUGAAAGCUAAGAGUAAAGUUGGUGAUUUGGAUGGUGACGGUAUUCCUGAUUAUCUCGAAGGCGAUUCAGAUGGCGACGGUGUUCCGGAUUACAUGGAAGACACUGACGGUGAUGGGAUUCCAGAUUACCUGGAAGAUGAGGAUGGUGAUGGGAUUCCAGACUAUCUAGACGAGGAUGCCACUAGUCAAUUCUCCGCUAAGCGCAUAAAAAACGUUAAAAUGAAACUAAGCGAUUCGGAUGGUGAUGGAAUACCUGAUCAUUUAGAGGGUGACUCUGAUGGUGAUGGUAUUCCUGACUACCAAGAAGACACUGACGGUGACGGUAUUCCAGACUAUUUGGAAGAUUCUGAUGGCGACGGAAUUCCAGAUUAUAUGGAUGAAGAUGCUGAGACUCAAUUUUCACCUAAAAUCUUCAAAAAGCUAGAAGAAAUCAGACAGAAAGAAGAUACUGACGGUGAUGGAAUUCCUGAUUACCUGGAAGGUGACUCAGAUGGUGACGGAAUUCCUGACUAUUUAGAAGAUGCCGAUGGCGAUGGAAUUCCUGAUUAUCUGGAAGAUUCUGAUGGUGAUGGUAUCCCAGAUUAUCUAGAUGAAGAUUCUGCGCUUAGUAAAUCGAAAUCGGUUUUUCGAAUAGAAGACAAAAACAAGAAUGGGAUUCCCGAUCACCUCGAGAGAGAUUCUGACUACGACGGUACACCGGACUACUUGGAAGAUACAGACAAGGAUGGCAUACCUGAUUAUCUGGAAGAUUCAGACGGUGAUGGAAUCCCAGACUACAUAGAUGAGGACGCAAACACUCAAUUUUCACCAAAAAAGAUUCGAGGUCGGGCUCGCGGGAAAAAGUUUGCUGACGCCGAUAAGGAUGGGAUCCCCGAUCAUUUGGAAGGAGAUAUGGAUCAUUACUUGGAAGACUCUGACGGAGAUUCCAUUCCAGACUAUUUGGAAGAUUCCGAUGGUGAUGGAAUCCCGGAUUAUUUGGACGAAGAUGCCACUACGAAAUUUGCACCCAGGGUUCUGCGGAAAUUCCGACCUCAAAGACAUUACGCGGAUGUCGAUGGAGACGGUAUUCCGGAUCACUUAGAAGGGGACAGUGAUGGAGACGGGAUACCAGACUAUUUAGAGGACACCGAUGGUGACGGUAUUCCAGAUUAUUUAGAAGAUUCUGACGGGGAUGGAAUACCAGACUAUAUUGACGAUGAUGCAGUCUCACAGUUCUCACAACGGAACUAUCGAAAACUUAUGCUUAAGACACAAUUCGAGGACAAUGAUGGUGAUGGCAUUCCGGAUCAUUUGCAAGGAGAUUCUGAUGGAGAUGGAAUCUUGGACUUUUUGGAGGAUAGUGAUGGUGAUGGAACACCGGACUAUCUAGAAGACUCUGACGGGGACGGUGUGCCUGACUAUUUGGAUGAAGAUGCAAACAGUCAGUUCUCACCGAAGCACUUCACCGAUAAGAACAAAGAUGGCAUACCCGAUAGUUUGGAAGGAGAUUCUGAUGGAGACGGCAUUCCCGACUAUUUGGAGGAUUCCGACGGAGACGGAGUUCCUGACUAUUUGGAAGACUCCGACGGAGAUGGCAUUCCUAACUACCUGGACAAAGAUGUUGUUGAUGUCAAGGUUGAAGCUGUGCUGGAAGGAUUUGAAGCAGACAGUAACAAAAAUGGUAUUCCGGACUACUUAGAAGAUUGGGAUGCUGAUGGUAUACCAAACUAUCUCGAUGAUGAAGAUGGCGAUGGAAUAGCCGAUUUUCUCGAUAAAAAGGAUAAUCGUGCAAAGAAAACCAAAAAAGAACGGACCAAACGAAAAGUACCGAAUGAUGCAAAUCAGAAUGGUAUUCCUGAUCAUUUGGAAGGUGAUUCCGAUGGUGAUGGUGUGCUAGACUAUAUACAGGACACAGACAAAGAUGGAAUUCCUGACUAUCUGGAUGAUGACGAUCCGCAUGCAAAAUUCCGUAAAUCCAAAGGGAAAUCGAAAGUCAAGUUGACCGAUAAAAAACAAACCUUGAAACCAACACAAACGAAACCGUCGAAACCGCUAAAGCCCCAGAAACGGGUCAAUGUACUGUCCAAACUGGAUUCUGACGGGGAUGGAAUCCCAGAUGAUCAAGAGGACAGUGAUGGAGACGGUAUCCCUGACUAUUUAGACAGUGAUGCGGACGGAGACGGAAUACCUGAUGACCAAGUGAAAGUGGUAGACAGAAACCGCAAUGGUGUACCGGACCAUUUGGAAUUGCACGAUACGGAUGGAGACGGUACAAUUGAUUUACUGGAUGAGGAUGAUGACAAUGACGGCAUCCCCGAUACUGAAGGUAUCGCUGAUGUGCUCGAAGAUGAGAACCAGAACCAAAUCCCUGAUUAUCUGGAAAUGACUGAUAGUGACGGAGACGGAAUUGUUGACUGGUUGGACACAGAUGAUGACAACGAUAAUAUUCCAGACUAUUUGGAUGACGACGAUGACGGAGAUGGAAUUCCAGAUGUGGAAGAAGAUGAAAAUCAGAAUAAUAUUCCUGAUAUUUUGGAAUUGCAAAUGUCCGGUGAGUUUGAGGCGGACAAGCCUAUAUCCGGACGAAUGACAUGA